UUACUUCGUCUGCCUAAUUACCAGCAUCGCAAUGCCGGCUUCCUGAUGUGAAUUACUCUGCACAUCUCAGCGAUUUGAGUCGCGUUCUUGUCGGACGCGCCCAUCACGCGAAAUCGCGAACUACAAUCUUAGAGCGACAUAUUCAACUCCAUCUUUAUUCCUAGUUUCUAAGCGUCGUCAAUCGCAAUCGGGACCUGACAGUCAACCUCGGACCACAGUGCAUUCGUUCCUUACCUUACCCUGAUAUGUCUUUCAUCAAACGCGAAAGGCAUGUGCCGACCAGGAUCGAGACGGACGUCCUGCUUACGUCCGAAACGCCCGUCCCACUUCCUGAAGUUCCCCCUCGUCAAAAAUGGCCUCCCAUCCUCUUGCCACAGUCCCAAACGCCAAUUACGCCGAACACAGUUUCUCCAGACUCCGCCAGCAUAGCUCAACUUGAGUCUUGCUUGGAAGAAGUGGCUUACGGGGCAUGGCUCAAAUUGGCUGUUGGAAGUUCCUCUUCGAACGGAUAUUGCUACAGUAGAGCAAAAAGGACGCUGAAUGGAUGCAUUCUCUCUCAGAAGAAACCUAGGUAUUUGGUUGGCGAGUCGAGCGCUAAGAAUCUUGCAAGGAGAGCGUGCUGCGCUCCUGUGAGUACACGCUCCUUCGUCUUAUAUUCAUUCGUAUUAGAAAGCUACUUCAGAACCAGCUUACUUUUGUCGGGGGAAGAAGAGACAGGAUAGCUAGGAAGGAUAAGAAUGGCUGGAAAGCCUGGAACGCCUGGAAAGCCUGGGAAGGCUGGAAAGGAAAGGAUGUUUUCAAGGUCAUCUCCAAGUCUAUAGCAGACUCAGCUCCCGCGUGUGCAUGUGAACCCAAAUGUUUAGAAUAUAUAGAGGAGGGAAUUGUUACAGUAGUCGACUAAUUUCAGCCUGAGUGUUUCCGC
This is a messenger RNA of Colletotrichum acutatum, 922 nucleotides long. RefSeq lists its product as uncharacterized. Lineage: Eukaryota; Fungi; Ascomycota; Sordariomycetes; Glomerellales; Glomerellaceae. Bases 246 to 722 code for a protein of 158 amino acids. The record is from RefSeq and is a predicted model, not a curated record. The transcript has a single exon.